This is a messenger RNA of Pundamilia nyererei, 443 nucleotides long. RefSeq names its product class II histocompatibility antigen, M beta 1 chain-like. The record is from RefSeq and is a predicted model, not a curated record. Lineage: Eukaryota; Metazoa; Chordata; Actinopteri; Cichliformes; Cichlidae.
UUCAGCCCAGUGUAAGAAUCAAGUCCAAGACCCCGCUUUCUGGUCAACAUCUUGCCAUGUUGGCCUGCAGAGUCUACAACUUCUUUCCCAAUAAGAUCAAAGUGAGCUGGCUCAGAGAUGGACAGGAAGUGAACUCUGAUGUCACUUCGACUGAAGUGAUGCCAAAUGGUGAUUGGUACUACCAGACCCACUCCCACCUGGUGUACAAACCCAGGUCUGGGGAGAAGAUCUCCUGUGUGGUGGAGCACGCCAGCCUGAGUGAACCUCUGAUCACUGACUGGGAUCCCAGCUAUCUGUACAAGAGGUCUAGAUUGGCUCUCCAUCUAAAUGGCCUGAUUCUCGUCACCAUUCACAGCUGCCAGGCUGCCGUCUGGCUCCGCAGCAUCCUCACCUGGCCCAGCCUCUGCCGCCUCUACACCGCUGCCCAAUCCAGCUCAGCCUGA